Solanum pennellii is the source of this 4757-nucleotide messenger RNA. RefSeq lists its product as uncharacterized. The coding region runs from base 1815 to 4481 and encodes 888 amino acids. The record is from RefSeq and is a predicted model, not a curated record. Lineage: Eukaryota; Viridiplantae; Streptophyta; Magnoliopsida; Solanales; Solanaceae. Gene Ontology annotation, molecular function: zinc ion binding; protein binding. The transcript has 3 exons.
AAAACUACCCCCAAUUCUAGGGUUUCUUUCACUUCUCAGUCCCGUCUUCCUUCCUUCUCAAUUUCCGUCUUCUUUCUCCUAAAUUACAGGUUCAGGAGUGCCUGCAUGCCAAUUUCUGGCUAUCUAUAGGGCACCAAUAAAAUCGCAUGGGCUCAUCAUCUGGUGCAUGACCGAUGCGAGAGGAAGAAUCAGGAUUGGUAGCUUUGAAGAACCAGUGGAAAUGGAAGUAGUCAAUCUACCAAUGAACCUUAUCGCCAUAUAUCGCUGAUUGUGACCUCAAGGUUUCCAAAAUUUAUUUGGCAGUUCAGUACUUAUUAGGACCUGUUUGACCAUAAAAUUAGUAACUUUUUCCUGGGAUAAUUUCACUUUAUUUGAACUUCAGAAUCAUAGUCGAUGAUAACAUCACUAUGCCCCAUCACUAUUACAAAACCGUAUGUGAGAUUUUCACCUCAUAUGCUCUUUAGAGGUCACAAAUUAAUCUAUGGCCUCUUUCCUAUCUCGAUAUGUUUGUCUGAAAGUGUCAAACUCUAUCUUAAGGUCCCAAAUUAGACCAAUGGAAUUCUGUCUGCUAUAUUUUAAACUUAUAAAUAAGUGCUUAUGAGUGAUAUCAUCUUUUAAGAAUUUUAAUUUUGCUUUGUUGAUUAAUAACUUCAUCAUUAAAUAAAAUCAACAAAAUGCACUUUAUAGCGGUAUCACAUAUACAUUUCAACCUUGACUUUUCAAUUACUAAAAAAGAUUGGAGAGUCCAUUAGUUCAUGAAUCAUGAUAAUUUAUAUUAUAUCUCUAAAUAGAGAUCAAUUUUUUUCUCUGAUGUUUGCAUUAAUAUAUCCGGCAUUCUCUCUUCUGCUUCAUCCACCACCACUCGUGUGGAGGCUUCUCUCUAAGUUGGGAUGCUCUCAUACUGAUGUAUUUUACAUCCCACGGUUUUGGCAGAUCGCUUAGCCCCGUUCAUCUUCGGCACAAGAGCGCUCAAUGGCCAUUGAAAAUCCCAAAUGAAGUUGUAUAUCAAAUUCGAAAAACAUCUUCUCACCUGUGUCCAACUCACUUUUCGCUUUUGAAGUUGUAUUUAAGUACAUUCAAGUAUGAACACUUUUUCAAAUAUUUUUUUUGCAAAAAGUAUAACCAAACACAACUAUACCGUCACUCCAGUUUCAUGAAUUCCAAACAAAGUGAAAAAUAUUUGGAAGCUAUGACCAAAUGCCUACCAAGAGUUUCUUUUGGCUUUUAAGUGGUCAGUAAGUAGGUGAUUGAGCGCUGUCUAGUUCCCUUAUUAGUAUGGUUAUUAUUACUUCCCUACUAUCACAUAUUUUUUAUUAGUCUUAGUAUUACAUGUUAUUUCCUUUGCUUGGUUUUCAUAUUAUUUGUUGCUUCCGUUUGCUCUCUUUUAAAUAUUUUCACUAUGACUUCUUCGCUAUUGCAUUUGCUUUACAUACUUGUUUUUUGAUACUUGAGCCGAGGGUCUACGGGAAACAAUCUCUCUAUCUUCACAAGGUAGGGGUAGGUUGUGCAUACACCAUCCUCCUCUCCCCAGACCUCACUUGUGGGAUUACACUAGGUAUGUUGUUGUCAGUUGGAUAAAUAGAUGAUUAGCAAUAUGUCUAUACACUUAAUUAAGUUGGAUGCAUGCAAAUUCAAAUGAGUUGAGUUCCUCGUAUGAGUGCUGAUGCAUCAUAUUCUCUAGAAUCAUCCUUCUUACGUGGCAUCUCACACGAUGAACGAAAUAAGAUAACUGUAUUGGAGGAACAUUGACACUGGUCAUUUUUAAGUUUUUCUUUUCCUGACUUUUUUCCUGUUUGGCCUUGAAGAUUUAUGCCAUGGUGAAGGGAAAGCUUAUUUUAAUUUGUCAGUCUGGUGGUGAAUUUGUGAAUGAUGUCGAUGGAAACUUGUCAUAUAAAGGAGGAGAGGCAAAUGCUGUCAAUAUAAACCAAGAUACUCCAUAUGAUGAUCUCAAGAUAAAAUUGGCAGAGCUGUGUAAUCUGGAGCUUACGACAGUGUCAAUUAAGUAUUUUCUUCCAAAAAAUAGGAAAACUCUUAUUAAUUUAAGGAGUGAAAAGGACUUCAAGAGAAUGGUUGAAUUUCAUGCUAAUUCUGUUACAGCUGAGAUUUUUGUCAGCGGAAAGGAAGGUUUUGAUCACGAUGCAUUGAAUACGUACAAUGAGAGGACAAUUGGCUUAAAACUGGCUGAGAACGUAAAUCAUCAUGGCACACCUGCAGGUGCUGCUGAUUCAGGCGGUCUGAGUACAACACCUUCUAAGGCUAGCCUGCUAAGGACUGUUCGAACAGCUGCUGUCUCUCCUAUAGCUAUUCAAAGCGAUUGUCUGGUCGAUGUACAUAUCAGCUGCCAGGAACCUGCUUUUAAUAUGGCAGCUGAAAGCCUCAGUCAAACCACUACUUCGUCAAACCCUUCUUCUGGCCAUGUUGCUGAGGAGGAUUCUGACUAUGCUCCACGUUCACGUGCUGCUGUUAGUAGUACUGCCCAGAGCCCAAUUAGCUUUGACUAUAAUGCUACCCCUGCUGAUACCGUGAAGAAGCGCAGGCGCACUGCUUCCUGGAAAAUUGGUGCCAAUGGUCCAAUCAUUGUUGUGACUGAUAAUGAUUCUAAGGAGAAAUCGCGAAAGAAGAAGAGUCGAAGUUCAACUGGCGUAAUGGUGGGAAAUGACAUGGUGGAGGAUGAAGAUGGUGUUGAAUUACCUGAUAAUUUUGACAGUUCCUCUCCAAUUACUUUGCGUGAUGAAGAUCUGCCAGAGAAGCUAGUUGCCACCUGGAAAGAGGGUAUUACUGGUGUUGAUCAGGAUUUUAAGAGUGUGAAAGAGUUCCGGGCUGCACUGCAAAAGUAUGCUGUUGCUCAUCGGUUUGUCUACAAGUUGAAGAAAAAUGAUGCUAUCCGUGUAAGUGGCAGAUGUGUGGUAGAGGGUUGUUCUUGGAAAAUUCAUGCAUCUAGGGUCCCUGAUGCUCAAACAUUUAGGAUCAGAAAGUAUAAUGAUUUGCAUACAUGUGAAGGCAAAUCCUGGAAGUCUUCUCAUCGUACAAGGAAUUGGUUGGUAAGUAUCAUCAAGGAAAGGUUACGAGAUUCUCCAAAUGACAAACCCAGGGAAAUCGCUAAAAGCAUUUUGCGUGACUUUGGGAUUAAAUUGAGAUACUCACAAGUAUGGCGAGGAAUGGAAGAUGCCAAGGAGCAGCUUCAAGGUUCAUACUCAAAGUCAUAUAACAGGCUGCCUUGGUUCUGCGAAAAGGUAGUAAAUACUAAUCCUGGAACUGUUGUUAAGCUUGUGCUAGACGAUGAAAAAAGACUUCAGCGCUUCUUUUUUUCACUUCAUGCCUCCAUUCAUGGUUUCAAGCACGGUUGCCGACCCCUUAUUUUCCUUGAAGCCACAUCUCUAAGAUCAAAGUACAAGGAGACUUUAAUAACAGCAACUGCGGUUGAUGCAGAUGAUUGUUUCUUUCCUGUUGCUUUUGCAGUAAUAGAUAUUGAAAAUGAUGAUAGUUGGCGUUGGUUUUUGGAGCAACUAAAAUCUGCAUUGUCAACUUCUCAUUCUAUAACUUUUAUUUCAGAUCGAGAGAAAAAUUUAAAGAACUCUGUGUUUGAGGUGUUUGAGAAUUCUUCUCAUGGCUAUUCCAUUUUUCAUCUUCUGGAAAGCUUCAAGAGAAAUAUGAAGGGUCCAUUCCAUGGUGAUGGGAGAGCUGUUUUACCUGAAAUUUUCCUUGCUGCAGCUCAUGCAGUUCGACUUAAUGGUUUUAAAAGUUUGACUGAGCAAAUUAAACAGAUUUGUUCACACGCAUAUGAUUGGUUGAACCAGAUUGAGCCCGAGUGUUGGACGAGUUUGUCAUUUAAAGGUCAGCACUAUAACUAUAUCACAGAGAAUGUUGCAGAACCAUACUCCAAGUUGAUUGAGGAUUCUCGAGGAUCAACAAUAAUGCAAAAGAUAGAAUCCCUAAUAUGUAUGCUCAGUGAUCUAAUAGAUCAUCGUAAAUCGGAGUCAAGUACUUGGUCCACCAAACUUACUCCAUCAAAAGAGAAAAAGAUGCAGAAAGAAGCUGCUAAAGCCCAUGGUCUAAAAGUUCUAAUCUCUUCUGAUGUCUUAUUUGAAGUUCAUGAUGAGAUGACUCACGUUGUGAAUAUUGAAAACCGUGAGUGCACGUGCUUUGAGUGGAAACAAAGUGGUCUGCCUUGCUGCCACGCUGUGGCUGUGUUCAACUCUAUUGGUAAAUCUGUGUAUGAUUACUGCUCGAGUUACUUCACGGUUGAAAGUUACCAUUUUACAUAUUCUGCAUCUGUAAACCCGAUACCUGGGAUUGGAACACCAGAUGAAGAAGAUGGCGAGUCAGAUACUGCAGAUGUGCUACCCCCUUGCCCUCCAGAAUUGCCGAUAGAGGAAAAACCAGAGGAGACCAAAAGUAUGGACCCAGAUAAGAGGACAGUAACUUGCAGCAAGUGCAAGGAACCAGGACAUAAUAAAGCUUCAUGCAAGGCCAGCUUAUAGAUCCUUUGCUCCCCCCAUUGUUUGCUUCUUGUACAGCUUUUAUAGUUACAUGGUAGUGACUUGUGAUGUAUUGCUCAUCGUCGCGCGCCUCUGAAUUUCUACAGUAACAUUAUUGAUUUAUUUUCAUUUGAAAAAACAUAAUUUCUGGGUUAUUGGACUCAGAAAGCAAGGUGUAAGAUAAGACGAUGGUGUACUAUUUUUGGUCUCAAAAGGGUAUGAAAGCUCUUCUCAUAGCUUGCAAAAGUGAAUCUUAUAUUCAGACGAUGAGUUUGUGAA